Molecule: messenger RNA, 1241 nt
Organism: Mytilus trossulus (common blue mussel)
Lineage: Eukaryota; Metazoa; Mollusca; Bivalvia; Mytilida; Mytilidae
Product: probable G-protein coupled receptor No18
Exons: 1
Coding region: 10-1026 (338 amino acids)
Biological process (GO): G protein-coupled receptor signaling pathway, coupled to cyclic nucleotide second messenger; chemical synaptic transmission
Cellular component (GO): plasma membrane; dendrite
Molecular function (GO): G protein-coupled serotonin receptor activity; neurotransmitter receptor activity
Source: RefSeq, a predicted model, not a curated record
UAAGCCGUAAUGAACAACACCACGUUAAAUACGGAUUUCUCGGACAUACAUUACAAACAUGUUGUAUUUGUUCUCGACGCUCUUCUAAUGCUUCCGACCAUAUUUGGAAACAGCUUAAUUCUAUACUGUGUUUUGACAUAUCCGAACCUGAAAAGAAAGAUUUAUGGCUUAAUAGCAAAUUUAGCUUUAGCAGAUUUGCUGAUUGGAUCAAUAUUAUUUCCAUAUGAAAUGGCAGCCAUAUUAAUUCCAAGCUUAGAUCGUCGAAAGUAUUUGUGCAUAUUCAAACAUUCGCUUUUUACAACCUUAAUCGGUGCGUCAGAGAUGAACCUCUUUUUGAUAUCAAUGGAUAGAUACUUCUCAGUUUUACACCCUCUGAAAUACCAUACUUCCUUUACAACCGGAAGACUCAAGCGGUACUGUGCCAUUGGUUGGACAAUAACAAUUAUUUUGGGAAUAUUGCCGUUUUUCGGUUGGAACACUUGGGAAUUGGAAACACCUUGCACGACAAAGUUUGUCCAUUCUCCUGGUUAUACCACAUUGAUUCUAACUUUUUACAUACUACUUAUAAUAAUUGCUAUGGCAUUGUAUAUAUUAGUUGCCAAAAAAGUGUUCAAGCAUCUACAUUCAGAGGGUUGUGUCAAAUCUAAUGAUAUUAAUUAUUUGAGGUCAACAUCUAAGUUUACCAAAAACAUUGUGAAGACUGAGAUUAUGAUCGUGGUUCUUGGAGUGUUUGCAUUGUGCUGGAGCCCGUAUUGUGUCUUAGUGAUUUUACAAACGUAUUUUAUAGCUCCUAAUGAUAACUUAGAAAGAGUUGAAAAAUAUUUAUUGCUUCUCGGCCAAGCUAACUGUGGUUUAAAUUGGAUGAUUUACGGAAUAAAGAAUAAAACAAUGAGAAACGCGUUCAGACGUACGCUUUGUCAUCGCUUUCCUAGAAAAUUGUCUAUGAGAAGAAGUUAUGAAUCUAAUAGGUCCACCAAUGCAUUAUCAAUUCAGGAAUCGUCUAACAUAGAUGUUUCCAAAUUGUAAAAUCAAAGUUAGUUUAUUUUCUGCUUCUUUAGAUUUAGGAAAUAUUGAACUGAAUACUAGUAGCUAGCUUGUUAUGUAUGUAUAUAUUCUUGUUUGUAAGUACAUUGUAGGUAAAGCUGUAAAUUCAGUGUUUUAUUUAUCUGUAGUUAACAUGAUUCAAACAUUCCCCUUCUGAAAAGCAUUUAAAAGCCUACUACGAUCAUUAUAUAAUUGUU